AUGUGGGGCGUCGUCGCGCGCAUCGCCGCGGCCGCCGCCGUCCUGACCCUCGUCCAGCACAACAUCUCGCAGAUGUACAAGGCGUACUACGACGAGCGGAUGAAGGAGGAGGCGGGGCCCACCAAGUUGUUCCCCAAGAUCGACCCCGAAGACAGAGACGGCACCGCGCGAGGGGCGCCGAGAGGGGGGCGCCGAGAGCGGGGCGCCGGCGGGGGCAGGUCGAUGUCGACCGCGACGAUCGCGUCCGUGGGCGGCGCGUGGGCCGCCGCGGUGGCGACCGGUGACGCGCUCGCAUCGAGACGAGCGCCGGGCGGCGUGGGGGGUGCCGCGUCCGGAGGCGGAGAUCUGACGAUGACGAGAGACCCGAGAUGCGUCGCCGCGGCGCUUCGCGCGUGCAGGACGCUCGCGCGCAGAUGA
This is a messenger RNA of Micromonas commoda, 417 nucleotides long. RefSeq lists its product with no specific name. The record is from RefSeq and is a predicted model, not a curated record. Bases 1 to 417 code for a protein of 138 amino acids. The transcript has a single exon. NCBI's taxonomy places the organism in Eukaryota, Viridiplantae, Chlorophyta, Mamiellophyceae, Mamiellales, Mamiellaceae.